AUGAAACUAGAAAACGAUUCCCAAACUUCAGAGUUUAUUCUUCUUGGAUUCUCACAAGAGCCAGAGUUGCAGCUUCUCAUAUUUGUGUUCUUCCUCUCCAUGUACUUACUCACCAUCCUCGGGAAUCUGCUCAUCAUCUUGGCCGUCUUCUCAGACCCCCACCUCCACACCCCCAUGUACUUCUUCCUCUCCAACCUGUCCUUCGUGGACAUUGGUUUUACUUCUACCACUGUUCCAAAGAUGCUGGUGAACAUCCAAAUGCAGAGUAGACUCAUAACCUAUGAUGACUGCAUCACCCAGAUGUACUUUUUCCUACUCUUUGGAGAGUUGGACAUCUUUCUCCUGACGGUGAUGGCCUACGACCGCUUUGUGGCCAUCUGCCACCCUCUACACUACACGGUCAUCAUGAACCCUCGGCUCUGUGGCCUGCUGGUUCUGGGGUCCUGGGCCCUGAGUAUCCUUCAUUCCUUACUGGAAAGCUUAAUGGUAUAUCAACUUUCCUUUUGUACAGAUGUGACGAUCCCCCACUUCUUCUGUGAACUUGAUCAGAUGGUCCAGCUCGCCUGUUCUGACACUUUUCUUACCAAUGUGGUGAUGUAUAUUUCGGUUGUCUUGGUAGGUGGUAUCUGCCUCACUGGGAUCCUUUACUCAUACUCUAAGAUUGUGUCCUGCAUAUGUGCCAUGUCAUCAGCUCAGGGGAAGUAUAAAGCAUUCUCUACCUGUGCCUCUCACCUCUCCGUGGUCUCCUUAUUUUAUUGCACCAGCAUUGGGGUGUACCUGAGCUCUGCGGCCACCCACAGCGCACAGUCAACUUCAACAGCCUCCGUGAUGUACACGGUGGUCACCCCCAUGCUGAACCCCUUCAUAUACAGCCUGAGGAACAAAGACAUCAAGACAGCUUUGAAAACAUUAUUUGUGAAGGAGGUACAAAAAUAA
Molecule: messenger RNA, 936 nt
Organism: Sorex araneus (European shrew)
Lineage: Eukaryota; Metazoa; Chordata; Mammalia; Eulipotyphla; Soricidae
Product: olfactory receptor 7A10-like
Exons: 1
Coding region: 1-936 (311 amino acids)
Biological process (GO): G protein-coupled receptor signaling pathway
Cellular component (GO): membrane
Molecular function (GO): olfactory receptor activity; G protein-coupled receptor activity
Source: RefSeq, a predicted model, not a curated record